Ixodes scapularis (black-legged tick) is the source of this 673-nucleotide messenger RNA. RefSeq names its product protein ALP1-like. The record is from RefSeq and is a predicted model, not a curated record. The transcript is spliced from 4 exons. Lineage: Eukaryota; Metazoa; Arthropoda; Arachnida; Ixodida; Ixodidae. The coding region runs from base 5 to 673 and encodes 222 amino acids.
UAGGAUGCCGCCGCGGUCCUUCGACACUCUUUUGAGCCUCGUCGGCCCCCACAUCACGAAGGAGGAAACCCGAUUCCGACGCCCGAUCUCUCCCGACGAUUGCCUGGCUUUGGCCGUUAUUUUUAUUUGCACAUUUUUGGCAGCAGGUGAAAUGCUGAGGUCCUCCUCAUACAAUUUCCUCUGUGGGAGAACAACAGCGUGCAAAAUUGUGUCGGAGGUAUGUGCAGCUAUCUGGGACAUCCUGAGUCCCAUUUACUUUGUAUGCCCGAAGACCGCAGACGCCUGGAUCAGGGUUGCUGGCGAGUUCGAGGAAAGAUGGAAUUUGCCACAUUGCUUGGGUGCGAUUGACGGCAAGCACGUCAGCAUCGAGUGUCCUGCGAAGUCCUGCAGCCAGGACAGAAAUUAUAAAAAUGGCUUCAGCAAGUCGUUGCUUGCUGUUAGUGACGCCUACUACAGGUUCCUGUAUGUGGAGAUUGGCCACCAUGGCAGCGAGUCGGACGGAGGCAUCCUCGCACGUAGCGAGCUACAGCGCAGCAUUGUCGGAGACCAACAGGGCAUUCCCCCAGAUUCUAGUCUAGGCAACAUUGGCAAAGUGCCUUAUUUCUUGGUUGGGGACGAGGCCUUCCCGCUGAAGAAGUACCUUAUGCGGCCUUAUCCAAGAAAAAGCAAGUGA